Messenger RNA from Terrapene triunguis (Three-toed box turtle), 1152 nucleotides. RefSeq names its product S100 calcium binding protein A1 (gene S100A1). Gene Ontology annotation, molecular function: calcium ion binding; S100 protein binding. Gene Ontology annotation, cellular component: sarcoplasmic reticulum. The record is from RefSeq and is a predicted model, not a curated record. The coding region runs from base 653 to 1030 and encodes 125 amino acids. NCBI's taxonomy places the organism in Eukaryota, Metazoa, Chordata, Testudines, Emydidae. The transcript is spliced from 3 exons.
CCGGGCCAGCACUGACAGCGAGGGGAGGGCAAGUCUCCCUCCUGGGCUCUGUAUUUGCAGCAGAGGGAGAGAGGGGGGAUCCCCUGCUUUUGCGGCUCUCGAUCCCCAGAGCUUUGGGCAGGGAGGGUGGAACUGGCUCCCCCAGGGACGCUGGCCCCUGGGGUAUGAGUCCCUGCUCCCAGCCCACCCUGGCCCUGGGGUAUGAGCAACCCUGCUUCUGAGCAUGAGAUCGGGUAUGGGGGCAGCCCCCGGGGUAUCAGAGCUUGGGGCUCCCCCUGUGGGUGGGUCUGGGGGCAGCCAGGGGGCACUUCCCCCUGGCAACACCCUUGUGCCCGCCCGGGCGGCUUUGAUCCCAGGCUCCAUGUCUGUAACAGGAGCUGCGCCGAGCCGGCUCUAUCAGCCAAGCUCCGGGCCAGGAAUCUGGUUUCCUGGCUCCGCUGUUACCGCAGCAACCUUUCAAGCAGGGAUUUUUUAAUUUGACAAGGGGCCUUUAUAUAGACAUGCAGCGCUAGGCCGAGGGGGGCUCGGGUCCGUUACCCGAUAGGGCCCCCCCCGCCACGCCACGCCGGCUCCCAUUGUCCAGCCGGAGCCGCCAGGAGACAUCCGAUAGCCGGGGCCUUAUCAGCACCGGGGGCAGAGUGAAAGCAGCAGGAUGGGUUACAGGCGUCUGCGCCACCACGGCUGGCACCGGUUCAGGAGCAAAUAUACCAGAGUGUUCCACAGCACUGAGCCAAGAGCCGGCGCGAUGGCCUCUGAGCUGGAGCGCGCCAUGGAGGGGCUGAUCGCCGUCUUCCACAACUACUCGGGCAAGGAGGGCGACAAGCGCAAGCUGAGCAAGAAGGAGCUGAAGGAGCUGCUGCAGACGGAGCUGGGCUGCUUCCUGGAGACCCAGAAGGACGCGGGCACCGUGGAUGGCAUCAUGCAGGACCUGGAUGAGAACGGCGACGGGGAGGUGGAUUUCAAGGAGUACGUGGUGCUGGUGGCCGCUCUCACGGUGGCCUGCAACGCCUUCUUCUGGGAAGACACCUGAGCGGGGAGCCUGCACCGCCUGGAGCCCCCUAGAGCUGCCCAUCCCGCCCCCCAUUCUGAGCCAGCCGCCGGCGUCCCCUCUAACCAGCUAGACAGAGCUACUCAUUAAAGGCACCAAACCCG